CCUCCUUUUCCAUCCAAAAAUCAAAAGAAUUGAAAAUGAAGUUAAACUUUCUUUCAUUUCUUCUCUACCACCUACUUCUCUCUGUCCUUCACCUCCACCACAUUCCAUGGCCAACAAUUCAUCUGAAUAAUUCCUUUAGAUACUGUUUAUUCCCUCCUUAUUUCCUCUACCUCGUCUCUCUCUUUCCAAGAUAUGAUUCCCUCUUUUUGCUUAUCUUCUUCAAGAAACACUUCUACUGUUUCACCAGAAGCACUUUUUCUUCACAACAAAUCUCAUUUUUAUCUCCCUAAACAUCCUUCUUCUUUCUCUAACCAUGAUACUCACUUCUUCAAGAGAGAAACUCUUCUUCUCAAGCCCAAUUUAUCACUUCCAAAAUCAUCUCUUUCACUUCUGUUCCUCAAGAACUCAAGACUCACACACUCUUUUGCAAGUAUUUCCUCCUUUGCUGGAGGUGAAGAAGAACAAAAAGAAGAGAUUCAAGUUCAAAACCAUCAUCAUGAAAAUGCAAAAACUGAAGAUGAUGAUGAUUUGCCAGGAAUGGCACAAGCCUUUAACAUAUCUUCAAGCACAGCCUCUGCUAUUUCUAUAUGCAUAGCUUUUGCAGCGCUAACUCUUCCUUUGUUUAUGAAGUCUUUGGGUCCGGGGCUGGACUUGAAAACCAAAUUUUUAUCAUAUGCUACACUUUUGUUUGGUUUUUACAUGGCUUGGAAUAUUGGAGCCAAUGAUGUAGCUAAUGCAAUGGGGACUUCAGUGGGAUCAGGUGCCUUGACUCUGAGACAAGCCGUUAUAACAGCCGCUGUUCUGGAGUUUUCAGGGGCGUUGUUGAUGGGAACCCACGUGACCAGUACAAUGCAGAAGGGGAUUCUUGUUGCUAAUGUGUUUCAGGGGAAGGACACUCUGCUUUUCGCCGGCUUGCUCUCUUCUUUGGCUGCUGCUGGUACUUGGUUGCAGGUUGCAUCAUAUUAUGGUUGGCCUGUCUCCACUACACACUGUAUAGUGGGAUCAAUGGUUGGAUUUGGUCUUGUUUAUGGGGGAGCUGGUGCCGUCUUCUGGAGUUCACUGGCAAGGGUGAUUUCAUCAUGGGUGAUUUCACCAGUAGUGGGAGCAUUGGUGUCAUUUCUUGUCUACAAAUGCAUCCGUAGGUUUGUGUACAGUGCUCCAAAUCCUGGGCAAGCUGCAGCUGCUGCUGCACCGAUUGCUGUUUUUCUGGGUGUAACAGGAAUCUCUUUUGCUGCAUUUCCUCUCAGCAAAAUCUUUCCUUUGGCUUUGGUCCAAGCUAUAGCAUGUGGUGCUGUUGGUGCCUUUUUAGUUCACAAAGUGAUCCAAAAACAACUUGGUCAUCUCCUUGUCAAGUCCUCUUCUUCACAGCCAGAGCCCAAAGAUACAACAAUCCAGAAUAAAAAUCUUGGUUUUCUCUCUGAUAUUGCAGGACCAAAAGGUACCCAACUAGAAAUAGUUUAUGGAGUUUUUGGAUAUAUGCAGGUUCUGUCAGCUUGCUUCAUGUCAUUUGCCCAUGGAGGAAAUGAUGUGUCCAAUGCAAUAGGUCCUUUGGCAGCUGCAUUGUCUAUUCUUCAAGGUGGUAACAGUGGAACUGCCAUUGUUAUUCCACUAGAUGUUCUUGCAUGGGGAGGUUUUGGAAUUGUUGCAGGGAUAAUGAUAUGGGGUUAUAGAGUGAUAGCAACAAUUGGAAAGAAGAUAACAGAACUAACACCCACUCGAGGAUUUGCAGCUGAGUUUGCCGCAGCGUCUGUGGUUCUGUUUGCUUCAAAGCUUGGACUGCCCAUCUCAGCAACUCAUACUUUGGUGGGUGCAGUCAUGGGAGUGGGAUUCGCAAGGGGAUUAAACAGUGUAAGAGCAGAAACUGUGAAAGAAAUUGUGCUUUCUUGGGCUGUUACAAUUCCAGUUGGUGCCACCUUUGCUGUUAUCUACACAUGGAUCUUGACCAAGCUUAUGUCAUAUAUUUUAUGAUGAAAAAUUCAAAAGAUCAAAUGAACAGUUUGAUGUAUGUGAUUAAUAACUCAUCUUUUUUCUCUUUUUC
This is a messenger RNA of Pistacia vera, 2038 nucleotides long. RefSeq names its product inorganic phosphate transporter 2-1, chloroplastic. The record is from RefSeq and is a predicted model, not a curated record. The transcript has 3 exons. Gene Ontology annotation, cellular component: membrane. Gene Ontology annotation, biological process: phosphate ion transmembrane transport. Gene Ontology annotation, molecular function: phosphate transmembrane transporter activity. NCBI's taxonomy places the organism in Eukaryota, Viridiplantae, Streptophyta, Magnoliopsida, Sapindales, Anacardiaceae. Bases 193 to 1968 code for a protein of 591 amino acids.